Molecule: messenger RNA, 1246 nt
Organism: Capsicum annuum
Lineage: Eukaryota; Viridiplantae; Streptophyta; Magnoliopsida; Solanales; Solanaceae
Exons: 1
Coding region: 560-952 (130 amino acids)
Source: RefSeq, a predicted model, not a curated record
UCUUUGAAUACUGUGGUUAUAAGUAAAAGAAAAAAAAAUGAGGGUAUCAUAUUCUCUUGAAUUGGAAUUUUACCCUUUAUUCUCGCAUUAGGAUGUAAUAAAAUAGAUUCUCCUACCCCCUUCAAGUUUCGACUGUCGAAGAUAUUUCAUUUCACCUUUCACAAGCAUCAAUACAUAACAACAAAAAUUUUCUAUGCUUUUUAAUAGUCUUAUCUAAAAUACCAGAAAAACAAAUGUUCCAACAUGAAAAAGAAGAUUUCAAAUGCUUAAAUUGAGACCUGAACUAUUUUGAUCCCAUCUCGGAAUCAAUGGAUAUUAAAGGGAAAGGGAAGGAAUCAAAUUGAGCAAAAACAACAAUAACAGACCCCCUAUAUAACAACCUCUUAUACUCAUCAAGUUUAGCCAUAGCCUUUGGUCUAUAGCUGAAUAUUUCAUCAUUGAACACUCUCCAUACCAUAUAUCCCCUAUUUUUACUAUUUUCUCCUUUUCCAAAUUCCAACAGUUACUCAGAAAAGGAAAGACCAGUGAGACAAAUAAAGACAUUUAGUUCCAAAGAAAAAUGAAGAUUGCUUUCUUUCCUUGUUUAGUUAUGCUGUUAUGCACUCUAGCAGUAACAACCAGGGCAUCAGAAACUUCUUACACGUUGAAAAAUAGAGGUGCCCAUGUGUCGAAACAUCUUGCCGGUGCACCAGAAAGAAAUAGUGAGAGUGCUGUUGCAGACAUAAGUGGCAACACUAAAAAGAUUGGGUUGGAAACCAAAGAUUUUAUACCGGAUGUUGAAAAAAAUCAGAGAGGAAGGGGCGCAAAUGGGGGUGGAAGUACUGCUCGUCAGCCUCGUACUCUUGAUAAAAAUUCAGCUGGAAUGCUAAAGCGGCCUUCCUUCACCCUGUCAACUACUUGUGUCAUUUCUAGCUUUCUGCCUCUCCUGGUUCUGCCCUUCAUCAUUCCCUAAGAUGUUCCAAAAAAUAGCUCGAACAUUUUCUUUCCUUUUUUCAGUUAUCCUCGUUGUGGUCAUGACUUAGUGUCCUAUUCUGUUGGUUUAUUUUUGUGGAGUUGUACGUCUACUAGUGAACAGCUGUGUCGUGUAAUAUGCUACAGAUUGAUGAUGAUGAAUCAUCUCUCGCAUUUGUUUUCCUCUCCUCCUUAUUUGUUUGCAUCUGUGCGUAUUUCAGCAAAUAUAUGAUCAAGUUUUCAUGCAUGCAGAACAUAAACAUGAAAUAAUGAGAACGAAGAACUCUAUUACUAA